AUGAAGCUCAAGGUGAAGCCCACGGCGGGCGCGCCGAGGCACGGCGACGUCUGCGCGGUCGUCGCGUGGAACUCCGCCAGCGAGCUGUACAGCGCGGGCGACGACAAGCAGAUCUUACGGUUCGACGUCAACGGCGACGCGCGAGGGAAGGUGUGCGACCUGGACGCGUACGUCGUCGACAUGGCGUGGCACCCGGGCGGCGCGAAGUCCUCCGGGAGCGGCGGCGAGACGCGCAUGAUGACGCGAGGCGGGAUGGUGGAGAGAGCGUUCGAGGCGCACCGCGGCGCGGUCACGAGCGUCUGCUGGAACGACGACGGCACCGCGCUGUUGACCACCGGCGAGGACGGCGCGGCGAAGGUGUGGAGCAGGAACGGCGCGCUGCGCGUCGCGCUGGAGCAGAGAGACGCCGCGAUCUAUUGCGCGUCGUGGUCGCGCGACGGCGACGCCGUCGCGUUCGGCUGCGGCAAGGAGCUCCUCGUGAAGCCUCUCAACCCGGGCGCGAAGACGUUGAGAUGGAAAGCGCACGACGGCGUCGUGCUCUCCUGCGACUGGUGCGCCCUCACGCGCGUCAUCGUCAGCGGCGGCGAGGACUGCCGCUAUAAAACCUGGGACGAGCACGGGUUGCUGCUGUUUCAGUCGUCGCGACUCGACCACGUCGUCGCGUCGGUGCGGUGGAACCCCGCGGGCGACGCGUUCGCGGUCGGGUCGUUCGACUCGAUCACGCUGUGCGACGCGACCGGUUUCACGUCGGGGAAGACGCCGGUCGACGCCGGGACGGUGUUGAAGCUGGCGUGGUCCCCGGACGGCGCGUCCGUCGCGGGCGCGGGCGGGAACGGCGCCGUCGUCUUCGGCUCCGUCGCGGAGCGACGGAUCGAGUCGUGCGGAUUCGCGGCGACGCUGAUCGCGCCGGACCGCGGCGACCUCGACCUGAGCUUCCGCGGCGACAGAGUCGUGAAGAUGGCCGCGGGGCACGGGUACCUGCUCGUCGCGAGCUCCGCCGGCGCGGUGAGCGUGCGUCAGCGCGGGCGGAUGAACGCCCCGCGGACGAUCGACGUCAGAGACGUCGCGACGUUGCUGAUCCCCGGCAAGACGUGCUUCCUGUGCGUCACCAGCGGCGGCUCGUGCGCGGUGUACUCGUACGAGGGCAGGAAGACGAGCGACUUGCGCGCCGCCGGGUUGCGUCCGGAGCUUUUGAACGAUCGCUCCGUCGCUCUCGCGCCGGACGCGUGCGUUUUCAUCGACCGACCGUCCUCGCGCGUCGUGCGGUUUCUGGACGUCGCGAACGGCCGCGCGCUCGCCGGGGACGAAAACGCGAUCGCGCAUCACGCGGAGAUCACGCGCGUCGUCGUGAACCAGGUGGGAUCCGCGCAGGACCGGAAGGUUGCGUUCGUGGACGUGAAUCGAGACGUGCACGUCGCGUCGGCGUUCGGCGGCGGCGUCGCCGUCAAACUCGGCGGGAUGGUCGACAGCGUGCUGUUCGCGGACGUCACGGACGCGCUCGCGGCGAUGGUGGACCAGAGGCUCGUCGUGUGGCUGCACCCGAACGCGGCGUUCGUGGACAAGGACGUCGUGGACGCGACGAAGAUCACGCGCGAGGGCGACUUUGGUAAGCUGCCGGCGUUGACGUCGUUUCGCGACGGCUCGCGCGCGACGAUUCGCAGGAUCGACGGCGCGUCGAUUCACGUCACCGUGUCGCCUCAUCUUCCGACGCUCCACGCGCACCUCAUCACCGGCGCGUUCGACAAGGCGAUUCGGUUGUGUCGGUUCGUGAAGGAAGAGAGCCUGUGGGCGUGCGUCGCGGUGGCGGCGGUGGCGGCGAAGGAUUUACGCGCCGCGGAGGUGGCCUACGCCGCGUGCGAAGCCGUGGAGAAGGUUCGUUUCCUUCGCAACGCGAGGGAGAUUUCGAGCGCGGAGGGGCGGAACGCGGAGCUCGCGCUGUUCCGAAGGAAGCCGGACGAGGCGGAGGCGAUCUUGCUGCACGCGGGGUUGAUUUACCGGGCGAUCGACGCGCGCGUGCGGCUGUUCGACUGGCGGCGCGCGCUCGAUUUGGCGACCAAGCACGGGAUGCACGUCGACACGGUGUUGUACCACCGGAGAGCGUACUUGAAGUCCGCGGGGAGGAAAGAGACGGACGGCGCGUUUUUGGACGCGAUGCGCGCCGUGGACGUCAGCGAAGAGGCCGUGCUCGCGAAGAUCGCGGAGGAGAGAGAGCGAGAAGGGACGGGGAGGAAGACGCGGUGA
This is a messenger RNA of Micromonas pusilla CCMP1545, 2241 nucleotides long. RefSeq names its product intraflagellar transport protein 80 (gene IFT80). Gene Ontology annotation, biological process: cilium assembly. Gene Ontology annotation, molecular function: protein binding. Lineage: Eukaryota; Viridiplantae; Chlorophyta; Mamiellophyceae; Mamiellales; Mamiellaceae. The coding region runs from base 1 to 2241 and encodes 746 amino acids. Gene Ontology annotation, cellular component: intraciliary transport particle B; centrosome; cilium. The transcript has 4 exons. The record is from RefSeq and is a predicted model, not a curated record.